AUGUCUUUUACCAAACUCGUUAGUAAAAUCAAGUCUCUUUCCCUCCGACCUAAACCAGCUAGAGGCUACUCGCACUUAGUUGAGCCAGCAAAUGAAAGCGAUUCUGAUGUCCAGACAAUCUCCGUCGGAAAUAUCAACCCAGUCCAGCUUGUGAAGAAUCUUGAGCUCAAAUUCCCAUCUGGAUUCGAAGUUCAAAUUAUGCACAAUGUUUAUAGUAUACGAGCUCCAAGACGUCUUUCUCUAAGUGAAAUUGAAGAGUGUAGACGGGAUUUCGGCACACCCUCUUCCCCGAGCCGGGGCAUGGGGAAGCAGCCCAAGAAGCGAUGGGCCAUUCCCACAUAGCUCAGAUUACGAAUAGUUCGCUG
Cucurbitaria berberidis CBS 394.84 is the source of this 365-nucleotide messenger RNA. RefSeq lists its product as uncharacterized. Bases 1 to 342 code for a protein of 113 amino acids. The record is from RefSeq and is a predicted model, not a curated record. Lineage: Eukaryota; Fungi; Ascomycota; Dothideomycetes; Pleosporales; Cucurbitariaceae. The transcript has 3 exons.